AUCCCCUGUAUUCCCUCUCUUUAGCCGAUCUCUAUAAAAUUGCACCCGGGCAACUACUCUUUUCAGCUCCCCCGAUAUCUCUUUCACUGCUGCCAGGAGAUGGAGCUUUCUGUUUGCCUCGCCUCCAUCAAGGAGCAUCCGGCCUGGAUCCUCGCCCUCUCAUUCCUCGGUCUCCUCUCUCUGAUUAAGGUUUCCGUCGCCACACUCCGCUGGGUCUUUUUCAGCUUCAUUCGCCCUGGCAAGAACCUCAAACGCUACGGUUCCUGGGCCAUCGUCACGGGCGCAACCGAUGGCAUCGGCCGCGCCCUCGCCUUCCAACUCGUCCGGCGCGGCCUCGGCGUUGUCCUCGUCGGCCGCAGCCCCGAUAAGCUCGUCAACGUCUCAGCCGCUAUCCGCGACAAGCACCCCAAUGCCAGGGUUGAGACCGUGCAAAUUGACUUCGCCGGUGGUCUUGUCGAGGGAGUUGCCAGGUUAAGAAAAGCCAUCGAGGGGAUGGAUGUCGGGAUCCUCGUUAACAACGCCGGAAUGUCGUAUCCUUUCGCCAAGUACUUGCACGAAGUGGAGGAGAAUCUGAUUAAGGAUUUGAUCAAAGUAAACGUGGAGGGGUUGACGAGGGUGACUCACGCAGUGCUACCGGGGAUGGUGGAGAGGAAGAGAGGCGCGGUUUUGAAUAUUGGAUCGGGGGCCUCUACUGUUCUUCCAUCAGAUCCGCUCUAUGCCAUCUAUGCAGCCAGUAAAGCGUAUGCUGAUCAAUUUUCGAAGUGCCUUUAUGUUGAGGUCAAAGAUAAGGGAAUUGAUGUGCAGUGCCAAGUUCCCCUAUACGUAGCAACGAAGAUGGCAUCUAUUCGGAGAUCUUCCUUCUUCGUGCCAUCAGCUGACACGUAUGCUCAGUCUGCCUUACAGUGGAUAGGCUAUGAGCCAAGAUGCACUCCAUACUGGCCUCAUUCUCUGUUAUGGACGCUGGUCUCCAUUUUGCCUGUUGGUGUAGUUGAUAAAUGGCGCCUUGGCUUUUGCCUCAACAUACGCAAGGGAAGAUUGCUAAAAGAAUUGGCAAAGAAGCACCAGUAACCUGAGGGAUAACUGUAACUGUUAAAGGGCGACCUCAGCUUUUGUUUUAAUGCUUGAAUAACUGCCCAACUGGUUUAGAUUUUACAGCCUUUUA
This is a messenger RNA of Phalaenopsis equestris, 1162 nucleotides long. Its product is annotated as very-long-chain 3-oxoacyl-CoA reductase 1. NCBI's taxonomy places the organism in Eukaryota, Viridiplantae, Streptophyta, Magnoliopsida, Asparagales, Orchidaceae. The record is from RefSeq and is a predicted model, not a curated record. Gene Ontology annotation, molecular function: ketoreductase activity. The coding region runs from base 100 to 1068 and encodes 322 amino acids. Gene Ontology annotation, cellular component: endoplasmic reticulum. The transcript has 3 exons.